UUAGUUUGUAGAAAAUAUAUUAUCAAUGGCACCACUGGAGAUACUUCUGGAUUUGCAUUUCUGGGUUACAUCGCAAUUUAUACGCUGUGUUGUAUUAAAAAAACAAUAAUAUUAAGGCAAUUUCUAUCUGCAGUAUUGUUUAUCGCAAUUGUUUAUUCCUGGAGUAUUGCUGAAGAAGAUAAAUCACUAGCGACAGAACAUGUUGGAAUUUUAAGCUGUGGGUUUACGAUUUUGUUUUUUGCGUCUCCUCUGACCAUGCUGGCUCAUGUCAUAAAACAUAAAAGCGCUGAUAGCCUGCCAUUUCCUGUGAUAAUAUCAUCUCUGGUUGUCUCAUGCCAGUGGUUCGCCUACGGAACUCUUAUAGACGACCUUUACAUCCAGUUGCCAAAUUUCCUCGGUUGUGUUUUGUCAGCAUUUCAACUGUCGCUGUUUGUUAUUUUUCCAAGCAAAAAAAAUGGCGAAGUUCGUCUUGUUUAAAUCUUAAGUUCGUCUUGUUUAAAUUUUAUUUUACUUAUCACUAA
Molecule: messenger RNA, 521 nt
Organism: Cotesia congregata
Lineage: Eukaryota; Metazoa; Arthropoda; Insecta; Hymenoptera; Braconidae
Source: the annotation of a GenBank genome assembly